Molecule: messenger RNA, 1759 nt
Organism: Phoenix dactylifera (date palm)
Lineage: Eukaryota; Viridiplantae; Streptophyta; Magnoliopsida; Arecales; Arecaceae
Source: RefSeq, a predicted model, not a curated record
CUUGUGAUUUCUCCACCUCGAGUAAGCUGUUCUUAGCCCCGUCUUCUAAACACCUUCCUCCCUCGCUCGCUCUCUCUCGCUCUGUCACACUCGUUCUGUCGAUUGUUUGGAAAUUGGCGCAGAGAGACAUUCAGCGUGCGAUUGCGGAGGAGAGAAGAGAAAAUGGAGGAUGACGGUGUUCCACUUCUUCAACUGCGCCAUCCUCACCUUCGGCCCUCAUGCCGUCUACUUCUCCGCCACUCCUCUAUCAGAGUAUGAUACUAUUGAAACUUCUUUCAAAGCUGCUGCUGUUUAUCUUGGAACAGCAUUAGUGAAGCUUGUUUGCCUGGCAACUUUUCUCAAAGUAUCUGAGAAUGACAGUUUUGAUUCAUGUCAGUUGACAUAUAUGCUUGCCAGCAUGCUUGUGAAUAUAAUAAAAAAGUCGCUGGAUCUUGCAACUAUUUGAGAAGAGCUUUGGGAUGACAGCCUUCAAAGUUGGUGGGCUUUUACAUCAAAAAAGAAAAAAGAUAGUGGGCUUUGAAUUAUUCUCCUCUUUGAUGAUGGCUUUCAUCAGUUGGCAGCUUUUUUUAUGCUUGUCAGAGACCAGCCUAACAAAUGGAGAUUGCCACCAGUUCAGUUAUUUGGUCAGGGAAGGGUUACCCACGUCCUUUGAUUCUAUGUACCCAAAAACAAAGCCAAAGAAACUUGUCAUGCUUGCAGCAUCUUGGCCUGCUCUCUGAUUGAAGCAUAUGCUCUUCUUUUUUUUUGGUACAAAGCAUGUGUUUUUUAUAUUAAUUUAAUUUCUCUGCUCCAGCUGAGUACAAAUGGAGCAAGCUCAGCCUCUUGUACUUUCAGAACUCUUGCACUGUCAUUUAAGUCACUUUUGAUUGUAAGUUUUGAGCUAAGCUGACUGGGUGAAGUAAAAUUAUCAGGUAUACCCACAGCAAUGUUAUAAUCAUUUACCUGCACCUCCAGUUGUGAAGGUUCUUCUAAUUUGUGGUUUUAUGCCAAUUUUUCCCCCAUUAAUGAGAGCCUAUCCUUUUUUGAUCUGCUUGCUUAUUAUUAGAAUCUGCUGACAAGGUUUAGUCUGAGCACUCUACAGAAGGUUGGUAUGUUGAUGGAAUCUCAUUGCCCCAUAAUUUGAAAUAUAUUUUUUAUGAGACCUCGCUGUGAAGUCCUCAUUGAAUUUGAUCAGCAUUUUAAAUCAUGUCCUCCACGGAUCCAAGUUGGUUUCGGAAAAAACAAAAAAAUACAAAAACUUAUCCGAAAUUUAUGUUUGUUACACUUAUAUUCAAUAGUAUGUAAAAUCUAUACUUACAUCCGAUUAAAGAAAUGGAUGGCCAAAGGCUGUUGGUUGCAUAGUCUGUUGUGAGGUCAGAAUACCAUCAAGCCCUGCUGCUAUCAUCUGUGAUUAGCUUUAAAAAUCAUUACUUGCUAAUGAACUUUAUCAACAUUGUCAAGAUGAUCAGACAGAAGUGGCAUUAAGUGAGCAAAUUAGUCAUAAAACGAGCUUAUUUAAUUUCAUAUAUCGUUUAAUGAAUGAAUAUGAAGUAACAGUGCAACCUGUAAUAAAAAUAAAAAUAAACACCAUCUUAAACAACUUUAACAUGAUUUUUUUUUUUUUUUUCUGAUGAUGGCAUCAUUAACAUGUUUCUCUGAAACAGCCGUUCUCUUGAAAACACAGAAUUGAAACAUUGCACUGAUCAAUAUAAACUGCUUUUAAUCAAAUAUCAAUCUUUCAACCAAUAUUCAAUUCAUCAUUCGGCCCCAAAUAUCCAAA